Molecule: messenger RNA, 4442 nt
Organism: Brassica rapa (field mustard)
Lineage: Eukaryota; Viridiplantae; Streptophyta; Magnoliopsida; Brassicales; Brassicaceae
Product: MACPF domain-containing protein NSL1
Biological process (GO): plant-type hypersensitive response; regulation of salicylic acid mediated signaling pathway
Cellular component (GO): plasma membrane
Source: RefSeq, a predicted model, not a curated record
UCGCUAUGUUGCUUCACCAUACGAAGCCAUAGAGGAAAACAGAGACUAAAAAUAUCCAGGAAGAACAUUUAUUCAAGGUGCAAAGGAGGGACAUUCGUAACCAGGAGAUAAAGAGGUAACCUGAAACCAUCUUCAUCUCAAGGACCGUGACCUUCUCUUGCUCACCACACACAAUCACGACACUGCUAUACCGUUGCUAAAUCAAAGAUUAGUUAAGACCGUCUCCAAAAUCCAAGAUAGAUUCACCGGGUUCAACCCUCUCAAACUGUCGCAGAACCACUCCAAACAGGCUGAGGAACAGCCACCACAUCACAGGAGAACCACAAAGCUUGAAACCUUACUUUGAUCAGAGACGCAGACGGAGACCGGACACAGGUGAACCCUUGAACACCACCGAAAUAACCGCUCCACGCCCAUAGAUCUACCAAAGUUUCAACAGAUCUGAAAACCAAAAGCUCAUCAAACUGAUCUGAAGCGAAAAUGGACAAAGCAAACAACUUUAAAGGGAGGAGAAGAAAGGAUCCGUGAGCAAACAUGAAAAAACAAACGAUUUUAAUACUAACUCCGGCGACCGCGAGAUGCGGCGGCCACCGGCUUAGGGUUUCACACAGAUCUGGUUUCUCUCUCUUAAACGCUCUCUCAACAAUAUUAAGCUGAUAUAAACUUGCAUUUUUUCUAUAUAUACUUUUUUUUUUUUGAACAUCAUUUUUCUAUAUAUACUAAGUUACCAACUAUGGUGUACCCAAGUAUACAAGACAAAAUGAAUGUACGUAUGACAAAAUCUUAAAAUUGAAAUAAAGUAUUAAAUCAAUUAUGAAAGGUCUCUCUCUCUGCCUCACAGCCUUGCACUGUGGAAAAAAGUCAUGCAAACAAAAUGUCAUGUUACAGGUUUAAUAUCAAGUAUGUCACAACAUUUGAUCUAUUUGUAAAUGUCCACAGAAGCUAGGAGUAUGCCCCAAAUUUUAGCAAAAAUGUAGCUAGGAGUACGCCUUGGCUCAUAUUCACCAUCACGGCCACUCAUGGCAUUUCAUUCUGAUGUUUCGUUGUGGACACCUUACACAAUUUCAUUUAUCAACGGAUACUACACGUAAGGUGUAAGACUUACAACUUAACUGUUUUACCAAAAGAAAGGUCUAACUUAAACACACAUCUAUAUGUUGCUAAAAUUAUAUUUGCGACAUCUUCAGUUUUAAAUUAUAUUAUCUUCAUUCCACUACAUAUAUAAUUUUCAUGCAUUUUCAAAAGAACUCUAAAAUAGAAUAUAUUUUAGUUCUCUAAUCAGUAAACAGAAUAAAGUAUUAAAGAACAUAAAAAUCUGAUUUAAGGAUAUAAAUCGAUACUGUGAAUUAUAAUAUAAAAAUGUAACUACCGUUAGAGAGAGGAAGUGGUGUUUGAAUGGUGGAUUUCCUAAGAAAAAUAGUUUAAAUCCAAAUAGAAGUUGACCAGUUUAUACUAAGAGGAUGAUUUGUGAGUUGUAGAUGUAAAUUAUUUGUGGUAGAAUUUGGGACAGACAUAUUCGUUGUAGUUUUAUGUGUUGUAGAUGUAAAAAUAAAUGAAAAGAGAAGGUAGAAAGAACAAAACGUAUACAACUAUUUUUGUUUCAUAAGUAAAAUUUUCGUAAAAAGGUUUCUACCACCAUUUUUUUGUUUUAUCUUCGAAAAUAAUAUACAACAUGGUUAACAGUUUUAACAAUCAUAGACAAAAGUUGAAGUAGUAAAUGUCUUCUACACCCAAUUCGACCAUCUAAAUAUUAUUUUACCAAACAAGAAACAUCUAAAUAUUUAUCAUAAUGAUUGAUUUUUUUUAACAUAUUCAUAUAUCUAUUUAAUCAUGAUAACAAGUUAACAACUGUAUAUACUUUAGAUGACAUAAAUGUCUACUUCACUUGCAGUAUCUAACAAUCAUUCUAAAUUUUGGCACAAAAUUUCUGAAUUGAAGUUCUCAUAAUUAAUCAAAUCAACUAACACAAUAAUAUGAAGUUGAAAAAGCAUAUAAACACAUUAAGUUACACAGUUAAACUAACUAAUGAGUGACAUAUGCUGAUAACAACCAUUAAUUUCGUUGGGUAGAAAAAAAGCAUAUAAAGCUAGUCAAAUACCAUCUACCUUAUAUAAAAAUUAAAUAAAAUGAGCAUAGUUGCUAAUUCGCUAUUAAACAACGGUCAAAAUCUCAAAAAAUCAAAGUAAAAAAAAAAAUCAUUUCCCUUUCAACAAAAUAAUAAACUAUUCCGAUUUCACACUUUUGAUACGAAGGAUUCAAACCUAUAACCGCAAAGUCAAAGCAAUGGCGUGUUGACUAAAUAUUACAAAACAAGCUUAAAGCCGUUGACCACUUCAAUGCCUUCGCUCCUCUUCUUCUUCUCCACUCGCCACAAUCUUUUGAACUUUCUUCCUCUGUCUCUCUCUCCUCUAUGGCGUUCAACAUCUCACGUCUCGACGCUCAAUCCGCCGCCGAGAAAGCAGUAUCCGUGAUCGGACUAGGCUACGAUCUCUCCUCUGACGUCCGUCUCUCCGCUUGUAAGUCCACACCCGGCGGGUCAAGACUCGUCGAAAUCGACCCGAACCGGAACCGAGACCUGGUUUUCCCGGGUGGGGUCGUCGUCAGUAACGUCUCGAGCUCGAUUAAGUGUGAUAAAGGCGAACGCACUCGUUUCCGCUCCGACAUACUCUCUUUUAACCAGAUGUCGGAGAAGUUCAAUCAGGGCAUGUCUCUUUCGGGCAAGAUCCCGUCUGGGAUGUUCAAUACCAUGUUUGAACUGAAAGAAGGUUGGCAGAAAGAUGCGAGCUCGGUGAAGACGCUUUCUUAUGAUGGAUGGUUUAUUAGCUUGUACAGUGUAGAGCUCGUUAGGUCGCAGGUGACGCUGCGUGAUGAAGUGAAGCGUGAGGUUCCUUCUUCUUGGGACUCUGUUGCACUUGCUGGGUUUAUUGAGAAGUAUGGUACUCAUGUAGUUGUUGGUGUGACUAUGGGAGGUAAAGAUGUGGUUCAUAUGAAGCAGCUGCGUAAUUCGAAUCAUGAGCCUGGUGAGGUCCAGAAGCUGUUGAAGCAGUUGGGUGAUAAGAGAUUUGCAGUUGAUAGUGUCUCUCCUGCUGAUGCUUACUCCGGAACCCCAAAGGAGGAGAGUCCUAACCAGUGGGGGUUUCCUGGACAGUUUGGUUCCUCGGUUAGUCGUCCUGUGAUCUUUCGCUCUAAAAACGAGGAUAUAGUGAGCAUUUGUAUAAGAAGAGGAGGUGUUGAUAUGGGGCAAAGUCAUGAUCGAUGGCUCUCAACAAUAUCACAAUCACCCAACGCUAUAUCCAUGUGCUUUGUUCCCAUAACUUCACUCUUGAGUGGUCUCCCAGGAACAGGGUUUCUUAGUCACGCUGUGAACUUAUAUCUUAGAUAUAAGCCACCGAUAGAAGAGUUGCAACAGUUUCUUGAGUUUCAGCUUCCACGCCAAUGGGCUCCGGUGUACGGAGACCUCCCCCUUGGACUACGCCGCAGAAAACAAAGCUCUCCGUCCUUACAGUUCUCUUUGAUGGGUCCAAAACUAUAUGUCAACACAUCAAAGGUUGAUUCCGGUGAGAGACCAGUAACGGGACUACGUUUAUUCCUUGAGGGGAAGAAAGGAGAUCAUCUAGCAAUCCACUUGCAACACCUCUCUACGUGUCCUCCAAGUCUCCACCUCUCACACGACGACACUUAUGAACCCAUCGAUGAACCAUCAGAGAAAGGCUUUUAUGAAGCUGUGAAAUGGGGAAUCUUCUCACACGUUUGCACUUUCCCGGUUCAGUACAAUGGAGCACGGUCGGAUGAAGCUGCUUCCAUUGUAACCAAAGCAUGGUUAGAAGUUAAAGGAAUAGGGAUGAGGAAAGUUCUGUUCCUGAGGCUUGGUUUCUCUUUAGUUGCUUCAGCUGUUACACGUAAAUCAACAUGGGAUAAUCUCUUGUCAAUCUCAAGAAAAUCUGGUGUUUUCUCCAUGAUUAGUACGAGGCUAAGCACGGGGUUAGGUCCAAACCAGGCAACGGCGAAGCCAGUGUCUAAGAUCGAUAUAAACUCGGCUGUUUAUCCUAAAGGGCCAUCGCCUCCUGUGAAACCGAAGCUGCUGAGUCUUGUGGAUAUGAAGGAGGUGGGGAGAGGUCCGGAAGUACCACCUGGGUAUUGGGUUGUGACUGGUGCUAAGCUUUGUAUUGAGGCAGGGAAGAUCUCAAUCAAAGCUAAGUAUUCACUGCUCACUGUUAAGUCUGAAGAUUCGCUGGUCUAAGGACAGGGGAACACAAGUUAGUGCUUCGUGUUGGAUUUUUGCAGGUUUUCAGUUUGUGGAUUAGGUUAUGUGGUUAUCUCAUCAGGUGUUGUUUGGGUUUGUGAAAAGAUUUAUUCAAUCUGUUGAUGUAAAUGUAUAUCAUUGUUAUGUAUAUUUGUUGAAUUCACUAUUUUACAUGAAUAUUAUUUGUUUUGUGGUUCUC